GUGACACCGGAGUCAAGCGCAGUUGCGGAGCGUCGGACCCGAAGAUCGGGGAUCUCCUCCUGACUGCGAAUUUCCAGAAUUUUCCGGGGGUCGGGACAAAGAUGUUGCCAACAGGAGGAAGUUCACCAUGGUUGGAAAGCUGAUGCACGCAUUUUCAAAGCCUGAGAGACAACUGUGCUCUCUGCAGUGACAUCCUGAACUGGAUGCAUCAUAUAAUGCAAUAUUCCAAAUGGGACAUGCUUGACUAAUUUAGCUGUAAAUUAUUGUUGAACUUCAAUGGCUGUGAACAGAGAAUUAGCUGAAGAUAAUUACUACAGUCUGAAAUUUGAAUGAAGAUUUGAGGACGUACAGCAAAGUUAUACCUAAGGAUGACCGAAUGUCAUGAAUCUGGUCAUUCAGUAGGGAUGCUGGCCGCAUUGGAGCAUGGGCCCAUCCUCUGCAGCGACUCCAACAUCCUGUGCCUGUCCUGGAAGGGUCGGGUACCCAAGAGCGAGAAGGAGAAGCCCGUGUGCAGGAGGAGGUACUACGAAGAAGGGUGGCUGGCCACGGGGAACGGGAGGGGGGUCGUCGGGGUCACCUUCACCUCCAGCCACUGUAGGAGGGACAGGCACACUCCGCAGAGGGUCAACUUCAAUCUGAGGGGACACAACAGUGAGGUUGUCCUGGUGCGCUGGAAUGAGCCUUUUCAGAAGCUGGCGACUUGUGAUCGGGAUGGAGGUAUAUUUGUCUGGAUCCAGUACGAGGGCCGGUGGUCCGUGGAGCUGGUGAACGACCGCGGCGCUCAGGUGAGUGACUUCACCUGGUCGCACGACGGCACGCAGGCGCUCAUCUCGUACCGGGACGGCUUCGUGCUGGUCGGCUCGGUCAGUGGCCAGAGGCACUGGUCAUCAGAGAUCAACCUGGAGAGCCAGAUCACGUGUGGAAUCUGGAGCCCCGACGACCAGCAGGUUCUGUUCGGGACGGCGGACGGUCAGGUGAUCGUCAUGGACUGUCACGGCCGCAUGCUGGCGCACGUUCUCCUGCACGAGCUGGACGGCAUCAUCGGCAUGUCCUGGAACUACCCCAACUUCCUGAUGGAGGACAGCAGCGAGAGCGACACCGACCCUGAUGAUCACGCCAAGCCUCCAGCACACACGCAGAAAGCUCUCUUCACGGUCAGCUUCACGUCAGGAAACAUCAAUUUGAUGAAUAACUACGACGACCUCUCGCCUGCCACAAUCUGCUCAGGGCUCAGAGAUGUAGUUGUGCAGUGGUGUUCCCAGGGGGACCUCCUGGCCGUGGCCGGACUGGAGAGACACAGCCUCCCUGCGGACAUGGCCUGCAUUUCCUUGGCAAGGAAUGUCCUCGUCAAAUUCUACAAUGUCCAUGGUGAGCACAUCUACACGCUGGAGACCCCUGCUCAGCGUCCAAUCAGCACAGUGUGCUGGGGACACCGAGACUCGCGGCUCUUCCUGGCCUGCGGGCCGGCACUGUACGUGGUGCGGGUGGAGCACCGGGUGGCCAGCCUGCAGCUGCUGUGUCAGCAGGGCAUCGCCAGUGUCCUGCGGGAGGAGAAGGACGUCAGCAAGCUGAACAUGCCGUCCCGCCUCUGCUCCUACGUCACCACCGCCUUCAUCCCCACCAUUAAGCCGCCCAUCCCGGACCCCAACAACAUGCGGGACUUUGUCAGCUAUCCCACCACGGGUAACGAGCGGCUCCACUGCACCAUGAAGCGUACGGACGACUGCCCAGAGGAGGGCGGGCCCUGUUACACCCUCUACCUGGAGUACCUGGGCGGCCUGGUGCCCAUCCUCAAGGGCCGGAGGAUCAGCAAGCUGCGACCCGAGUUCGUCAUUGUGGACCCGAAGGAGAACUUCAGAGCAGACGAGGUUUACGGAAACAGCCUGAUUUCCUCUAUGAUCGACAGCUGCAACUGUUCCGACUCCAGCGACAACGAGCUGAAUGACGACUGGGUUGGAAAGAAGUCCUCCAAGUCACUGGGAAGCAAGUCGCCUAAACCGAGAAUUAAUAUGGAUGUGAGAAAAUCGCCUAAGCUAUCCAGGGCUGUGCAGGACAUAUCCCGGUCACCACGGUUACCUGCUCGGAACCCCGCUAUUGGCUCCCCAGGGCUCACAUGCAAAGAGUUCCCUCUAGAUGACAUUACUGAGCACAAUUACCUUGCUCAAGUGACAUCCAAUAUUUGGGGCACGAAGUUUAAAAUUGUGGGCCUUGCCUCAUUCUUGCCGACAAACCUUGGCGCAGUUAUCUAUAAGACAAGUCUAUUGCACCUUCAGCCAAGACAGAUGACUAUUUACCUCCCAGAAGUGCGAAAGAUAUCCCUGGACCUGAUGAACCUCCCUGUCUUCAAUCCGAACGUCUUCAGUGAGGAUGAGGAUGAUUUACCAGUGACGGGACCCUCGGGAGUUGUUGAUGACAAUCCACCCUGCACCGUCAACAUCCCCAUUGCACCCAUCCAUAGCCCCGCCCAGGCGAUGUCACCUACUCAGAGCAUUGGACUUGUCCAGUCCCUAUUGGCUAGCCAGAAUGUUCAGCUCGACGUCCUGACUAAUGCUACCGCCAGUGCGGCUGCCAUCUCUGGGGUCUCUGGGCGUAACCAGGAGGCGGGGGCGUCGCAGUAUAGCUUGCCCACUAGAUAUUCCGGCCCCGGACAAGUGAUCUUCAGUGGGAUGGAAUUGGGUCGCAUUUCGGUUGGGCUACCUCUUGCACAUCAGCAGCAGAUUCAGCAGCGUCAGCAGCAGCAGCAGCAGCAAAUGCAGCCGCCGCAGCUAAAACAGCAACAGAAGCCUCCGCAGCAGCAACACGCGCUGCACCAGGUGCAGCAGCUGCAGCAGCAGCAGAUUAAACACCAGCUGCAGCAGCAGCAGCAAAUGAAGCUGCAGCAGCAGCAGAUCCAGCAGCAGCAGCAGCAGAUCCAGCAGCAGAUUCAGGAGAUGCGGCAGCAGCAGCAGCAGAUGCGGCAGCAGCACCAACAGCUGCAGCAGCUCAAGAUGCAGUUUCCUUUGCCCCCGCUUGCAGCCGGCCACCCCCAGGUCGUGUUGCCUCAGCCUCAGGUUGUGCUCCAGAUACCCCGGUUUCCUGAUGAGCACGGACGGGAGAGAAGAGACCAGGAGCAUCAGCUGAAAGUGAAAACCCCCCACCCAGCCCCUUUGCUCACUGCGGGGGAUGCAGCAGUUUUCACUGCCCCUCUGGAGAUCAGCAAAAUGAACCCUCCGCCACCUUACCCAGGCACUGUAGGGUCUGUGGUUUCAGUAGCCUCUACAAGCCCUAGUGACAACAGCCACACCGGUCAGCCCCAGUUAGAUCUUUGCUUGAAAAAGGACUUCUUGCUGUACCCUCUGGCCUCCCAGUACCAGACCCCAGUAGGGUACGAGCGGAUAACGACUUUCGAUAGUAGCGGGAACGUAGAGGAGGUAUGCCGUCCUCGCACGAGGCUGGUGUAUAACCAGAGCCUGCACCCUCUCCAGGGACCGGGCAGUUCUGCAACUCUGAGGGUAACUUCUUCAGAGAAGAAGAAAAUCCAGCUUCCAUACACUUCUGCCACUCUCAGUCGGCUCACAAUUCCACGAUACUCGAUACCUACCAGGGAUCCACCGCCCUACCCGGAUUCAGCAGCUACUGCACGGAGUCCCGCCCAGCAGAUGGACGCCACGCUCAUUCGUACCACACCACAGUGCAGCAUCAGGGAGGGAGCCUUGAAUGUCUCUCAGAUGUCUGCCAAAACUCUACCAACCAAGUCCAAAGUCAACAGAACUCUAGCAGCCUCCUACCAACAAAGAGUGUCAAAAGCGUUGCAUACUUGUAGCCAGUGUAGUAGCACCAGUGGCAAUCCCAGCGUGAAUGCUAACAGCGGGAACACCAGUGGGAGCGGCAGUAGUAACGGUAUCACAGGUGGGACCAUCAUGAGGCCAGAUUUUACACUGGGAAAUGGAGGCCAACUCAACACUAUAAUCGUUCACUCAAACAGCGCUUCGCCUCUGACUUCACAGUCCUCCUAUAAUCUACUGGGCCCUCUCGAGAACGGCAGGGACCGGACGGAGUAUGUUAAUUCAGCUUUCACUGAGGACGAGGAGGUGAAUCCGGAGUGCCAGUUAGAGAAACCUGUCCGGCACUUAACCCUGGGAGAAGUCAGCCUGACGGUCAAGCGUCCUCCUCCUUACCAGUGGGAUACCAGUAGGGCCUCUGAGGAAAUCUGGGUUCCUCGGGAACAGACUGUCUUGACUACCCCUCCUGUGCCACACAAACCACCAUCAAUCAUCCUGAAUCAAGACCAGCACUUAAGUGUGUCUCGAUUGCCCUUUGACCUCCCACCACAAUCUCCCACUAAUCUCAGUGUCCCCACUUUCCAGUCAGGUUACCAGAUUCCUCUGCCCUUUCCUCCAGGUGCCAGUUAUAAUGGCCCUCAACUACAAACAUUGCAGCCUCCUCCACAACCCUGCCCCAUCAAGGAAGCCGUGGCGCCCCUCCCCUUCAGUCAGCAAGAGCCUGCCAUGGUCCUGCCGCCCAGUUACCCGCCAAAUUUGGCCAACUUGAGCUGCUGUUCACUGCCACCAAUCUACCCAAGUGCCAGUUCCUGCACUGGCCUCCAGCUGCCCCCUGCAACCAUGCAUCCUUGGAACAUCUAUAACCCAUGCCCACCCGUACAAAAUCCCCCAGAGACACUUCCCAGCAAAUCCCACCAGGUGGUGGAAAAGCCGGUCCUCUCGCCGCCCCCUCCUGCUGAUCUCCAGAACCAUCUCAGGUUCACAGAGGCCAUAGCAGAAGCUAGCGACAACCUUCAGGAGGUACUUCCUCUGAAUGAGAGCCCGAUGCCUCAGAGAAUGGAGGAAUUUGUCAAAAAGAGCCGUAGGAGCCUUGACAGCCAGGGAGAUGAAGCUAAUGUCACUCCUGUGGCGCAGGACAAGGGGAAGAAGGAGGGUCGUGUGCUCAGUGACUUCAACAACCUUAUGUCCAGCCCUGGACUCAGCCGAGAAAAGAAGAAACCCAAGAGCCAGAAGGAGCAGCAAAAGGCUAAGAAGAUGAACAAGACGAAUGAGUUCCAGGACAGCUCGGAGAGUGAGCCGGAGCUGUUCGUCAGCGGGGAUGAACUCAUGAACCAGAGCCAGAGUAGCAAGAAGGGUUGGAAAAGCAAGCGGAACCUACGCACUACCAGCGAACUGGAGGAGAUCAAGUGCCGCAAAGCGAACGAGAAGGAAGACCGGGGCCUCGGUAGUCAAGGCUUUGUGUAUGUCAUGGCCAACAAACAACCCCUUUGGAACGAGGCCACACAAGUAUAUCAGCUAGACUUUGGAGGAAGGGUCACGCAGGAGUCAGCUAAGAACUUCCAGAUUGAGUUGGAAGGAAGACAAGUAAUGCAGUUCGGCAGAAUUGAUGGCAACGCCUACAUCCUGGAUUUUCAGUAUCCGUUUUCAGCAGUGCAGGCCUUUGCUGUAGCCUUGGCCAAUGUGACCCAGCGGCUUAAAUGAAGAGGUAUCGGGAUUGGUGCAAGAAGAAAAUCGAGAGAGACGCAAUUGGUUUGUUAUGCUGCGGUGGGGGGGGGGGGGGGGGUGUAUGAAUAAGGGGUUAGUUUACUGUGGUCACUUUUCAAUUUUUAUGCUGCUGUAAUGUAUAGAAGCUGGAGGAACAGCUACCUUAUGUACAUGCUGCCUUAUUUAACUAUUUUUAUUAUAGCAGUUUGUUUUUAAGCUCUUAAGCGACAACCUGCAGUGGAGAUUCAUUUGCUGAACUACAGCAAAUACAGGGGGCUGAAAUUAAUAUCCCUGUUAAAUAAUUGUGUAUUAUUAUUGUGGUAUUUAAUCAUUGUUUAGUCGUCUAGUGCAGGGGUCCCCAACCUUUUGAUGACCACGGACCAGUUCACAUUGUGUAAACAUUUCACAGACUUGUCACUUGGGGGGGGGGGGGGGUGUGUUAAAAUUUAGUGGAAUGGACAAUGCAGGUGGCAGAUCAAUUGGUGGAACGAACUUUAUAAGUUCAGUAGUUUCCAUUUUUUCCCAGAUGUGAUCAGAACACACGCAUGUAAUAAGUUGUUAAAAAAACGGCCUGGCUUGAAAACAUACACUUUAUUUUUGUAAGUUAACCGUUCUUUCCCACGAAGUCCCAGUGUUUUAAUUCCGGUGGGAUACUGGCCGUCAUGCCGGGGUUGGGGAUCUCUGUGUUAGUACACAUUGGUGGCUGAUUAGGCACUUAACUGUGACUUAAGAAUUCUCAUGCACUUUUUCUUACUUUCGCACUUUUCACUGGUUUCUGUAUAAAACUGUGUAUAGAGCUGAAGGGUGAGUGGUCUGUCAUAGAGUGAUUUGGCAAACCUACACGACAGUCCUUUUCAGAAGCCUGAGCCCCUUAAUUAUCUGUCUGCUAAAGGACAAUGUGGUGAUGUUUAAUAACAAACCAAGUGACAAACCUCUAAAUUCAUAAGGUUGCUUAUUUUUAAGUUUUGGAAAAUAAAAAUUGCUAUGUUUGACAGCUCAGUAUUUAAUAGGCCUUAAUAUGUUGCCAAUCGUAAUUAUAAAUUAUUUUUAUUCUAAUGUCAAUAUAAAACAUUUUGGACUUCAUAAGUUGCACAAAAAUAUAUGCUAUAGGCUCUGUGUUGUAACAUUGUUUCAAUGAAUUUGAGUUAAAUUUUAAAUGUAUUUUUCAUAGCAAAGUGGGUAAUUUAUUGAAACGUUGGUUAUUUUGCUUAAGCUAUUCCCCAAAAUAUAUUUUUACUUGGUUUAUCUAAGUGGGAAGUUUUUAGUUUAUUGGAUUAUUAGUGAAAUGUGAAUGAUUAGAACUAUGAGUUAUUACAAUAUAAAAGGAAUGUAUUUAGGCUAGGAAUAGUUUUACAAUUGGUUAAACAGUUGAUGUCGUCUUCACUGUUGUUACUACAAAAACAGUAAUAUAACAUUUGCAUGAAGAUAACUUGCUGGAAAUCAGUAACAUGAUAAUAGAGAACUUAAACAUAAGUUAAAAUUUAACAUCAGCUUAUAAUUUUAAUAAUAUAAUUUGGAUCAUUAAUGUUCAAUGAAAUAUGCAAGCAAGUGCCAAUGUUGGUGGUGGGGGGAUGGACACCAAGCAAAUUCUAUUUUCUGCAUGUUCCACCUUAGGAUUUGGCUCUUGGAACUUUUAACCAAAUGUUAAAAGUACAAUCAGACCAAGUAUUGCCUGUUGGAUGUUUGUAACACUAUGGACUGUGUUGCACAUAUUUAUGCUAAAUCCUGUCAAAAAUAACAGGAAACUAGAUUUCAAAAGAAAUUAACAGCUGGACCAAAGUUUGGCUUUGAUAGCUUAAUAAUGUAAUAUGGGAAACUUUCUACAAUUAGUGCAAUGAAAUAUCGGGGAGUAAGUAAUUCACAGGAAAUGUUUUGAAUAUUUAUCAAUGAGAAAGGAGGAUGAUGAUGAUGAUGAUGAUGAUGAUGAUGAUGUGGUGUGACUUUGCUGCUAAAUUGUGCCAGGGUGACGUAAGGCUUGUAGAAACAUGAAGCAUGUCUCCUGUCAGAGCGAUGGUAAGCUCAACCACUAAUGCCGUGUUUCCCAACCCGAUCCUUGGGGACCCACACCCGGUCCACAUUUUUGCUCCCUCCCAGCUCCUUGCCGGACAGUGCACAUUUUUGCAUCCUCCCAGCUCCUUGCCAGACAGUGCACAUUUUUGCUCCCAAGGACCAGAUUGGGAAACACUGCGCUAGAGGACCAGAGUGACCUUGGUGCUUUUUGUAAGGCUGAGUUGGGUUUUCAUGCUGGUCUCUGCAAAACUGAAAUGUUCUGAUGUCGUUCCCCACUGACCAAACCCACAUUCCUGGUAUCAGUGAAUCUGUUUCCUUGCUUUUGGUUGGAUCGUGCAUAUUUUAUAAAUAUGAAUAAAACUGGUAAGUGAGCCGAAAGAUUCACAAGGGAAGAAUUCAGUACAUGAAAGCAGCUUACUGUUCUUGAGAUCUGUUAAAAUCCCCCAUUUUCUUUAAUGCUUUGUGAAUAUAUUUUUUACCAAUCAACAGUCAUAGCACCUACUUAAUAGGCAUUUUACGUUUUUUAAAGCAAAUUAGAAAACUUUUAAAAAUAUAAAUAUUCUGUAAUUUAUCUCUUAUCACUUCUGUGAAGUCAUUGACUAGGAGCAUUGAAUUUAUACCUCAGUAGACACUGUAUAAUCUUUUUCACAUAUUUCAUCCAUGCCAGGUCAGACUAUUUUAAUAACUGUCGCAAGUUUUACCAUGAUUACCAUGCUUUAUUGGGUUUUUAAAUGUCUUGUUUGACAAACUUUGUAUAAUUAAAUUAGUGUAUGUUCAAAACAAUCCAUGUAUCAACAAACUGCUUUGAGCUGUUGACAGAAUAUUUGCGGAUGUUGCCCUAUAAUCUUGGAUGCAGUGUUUUAAGACAAUCCGAAUUUUAAAAAUGUAAUUUUUUUUGUUUACAUUGGUUUCCAAUACUGAUGAUGUCCAUGAUCAGUUUUCUGAGCUUGCGGGGCGUCAGGAGUAGGGAGGCCAUCACCUUUGCACACAUGAUGGUGGGCCAUUCUUCUGGACUAGCAUGUAGUGCUUGUCCAACACCAGCUUUAAAUGCAUAUUUUUUUGUAUAUCCUUAAACUAAAAAAAGAUAGUUGUAUAGGAUAUGUUACCCCAACCUGUAAAGCAACUUGGUGUCAAUUCCAUGAAAACUUCACUCCACUUUUUAAUGUAUAUAUGCUCUGUUUGUUAAAGUCUCAUGCAGUUUGUAUUAUUAAAAAUGCUAUAACAGUGUGAACACCAACCCUGAUUGGUUGAGCAGCUGCUAAUGAUGGAUGAUGAAUGAUUUUGAUUGGAUCAAUCUGACUUUCCUGGAAUGUGUACUGGAGGUGAGCUUAGCUGUGUUUUUUAGAAGACACUGAAUGUCUUCUUUUCAACCAGCCUAACGAAGUGCAUUGAAAGACAUGUUGUUAUGUAGUAUUGAAAGUUACCACCUUAAUUUGUGUGCUUCAGCUCAGAAGAGGUUUAACUAAAAAUAUGACAGGAUAUAUUAUGUUUUUUGUAGGCUUGUUAGAUAAUGGCCAUUUAUUUGCGAUAUAUUUCAGUGUUGACAUCUGUUACCUUAUGUUUUUCUCUGUACUAAGGAAAUUAGUGUAAAAAUGUGAGAAAUUUGUCUACACAAGUCUGAAAAAUGUGCUUAAUGACCUUUAUCUCUUAUUAGUCUGUCUGCCUGUUCAAGAAGGUAGUUAAUGUAUUGUGAAGGCUUGCUGUCAGGUGUUAAUUCAAGAUAAAAUUUCACUGUGGUAGAAAGAAGUAAAUACUUGCUUAAUCUGUUCAAGUUUAGCGGCAAAGGACGUUUGCGUCUAAAUGUUUGUGUAAUUGUGAGGUUAGAGAAGAUGUAGUAGUACUGUACCUAAAUACACAGAUUGUUGCUUUGGUGCAAUAACCAGUGCCAGGCAGUGUAUUCUUUUCGAAAGGCCAUGCCUAAUAGGACUGAUGGAAAUCUUUUUGAUGGUGCAUUAUUAUGCAGUCAGUUUUAAUUUUUAUAUAUUUUUGCAUUUGUAGGAGUACCUUUUAAUUUUUGAUUAUAGACAGACACAAGAUAACUUUAAUUUUGAAUAUUUUUUUACUUUUUAUAUACCUAGAAAAAUGCACUUUCAUCUUUGGGCAGAAAUCUCUUUAGUGGCAUUUAUAGGUACUUUUUUAAAUCCAGAGGUGAGGAUAUGAGGCAUGAAAUAUCACACAACUAUAAAUAGGUUCAUGCUGAAAGAUUUUUCUUUUUAUUAAAAAUGAUUUUUUUAAUAUCAUUUCUGCUGUUUUCCCAGUGCUUUGGCAAUGAAUUUGUUAUUGCUACUGAAAAGUGUGCAUUAAGUUACAUGGCUUGCAUGUGCUAGGAGAGAUCUUUGUAAAUGGGUUUUUUUAGUACUGUAAUAUGCUUUCAUGAUCCUUUUUCAGGGAAGAAUUUUGAAUUUGUAUUUAUCUGUUCUGUUUUAUCAGGAUGAGGGCAAUUGCUGUCAUAUAAAUGUAAUGUGAAAUGAUUUCAUUUCCUUCAGCGUAUAAAGGAGAAUAGCUACUAAUAAAAGGUGUCUGUUAGGAUUGCUGAUUUACUUUUGUUAAUAUUUGUUGGUUUUGCUUAGGAAUUUGUGUCAAUUGUUGUUGCUUAAUAAAACUUUACAGUGAGACAAA
Messenger RNA from Brienomyrus brachyistius, 10094 nucleotides. RefSeq names its product TUB like protein 4b (gene tulp4b). Lineage: Eukaryota; Metazoa; Chordata; Actinopteri; Osteoglossiformes; Mormyridae. Gene Ontology annotation, molecular function: protein binding. The coding region runs from base 369 to 5462 and encodes 1697 amino acids. The transcript is spliced from 16 exons. The record is from RefSeq and is a predicted model, not a curated record.